ACCCCUGCCAUUCGCCGGCGUGCGCUUCGCUCGCAGCCCGACGAAAGCUACACCUUGGCCGUGUGCGGGUCAGCGCCGUGCCGAGGGGCGGUCUUUCUCUGGGGCUUCUGCGUUCUAGGGAUUACAAACCUCUGCGGGACUGAAAUUUAUUGUCUUGCCUCGGUUCCCACUGUUGCGCUUGUGUGUCUGUGCCGAAACACAAGGAUUGUCUCCCCGACUUACAAACCUGCAUCGUUCUUUUAACAAAACCAAGCUAAACGAACAAGAUGCUUCGUUGGAUGUUGCUGUUCGCGGUUGUGAGCCAAUCGGGAAAGCAGCACAGGCCCCCUCUUUUCUAGAUCAGCUGACUGGAACCCUUCGUCUUGAUUGGUCAAGACCCAGCACCCCGACCUGCUGAGACUCCUGGGGAAAAAUAGAAAGGCCGCUGAUUGGACACCGCUGCCUACCAUUCCAGCCGCGUGGGACAGGCAGGUCCGGCAUGGUGUUCUCCUAGAAUCGGGACCAUCGCUCCUGGAUAUGAGUGGUACCCCGGGGCCGCGGCCCCCCCUCGCGAUGCUGGCCCUUGUGGUGACCUCCUGCCUGCUGCACACCCCCGCUGCCCCCGCCGCCGUGCCCUUCCCCAAGGACCUGGAGCCUAUCAGCGUGGUCAGCAGGCAGCGCUCCUACCUCUACCCCACGUUCCAGGGCCUUGUGUCCGACAACGACACCCUGAGGCUGGGCCUGGAUUUCCAGCGGAUGGUGCGCAUCAACCGCGCGCUCUACGUCGCUGCUAGGGACCACGUGUUCGCCGUCAAUCUCAGCGCUGCGUCCGAGCGGAUCGUCCCGCAGCAGAAACUGACGUGGAAGACGAAGGAUGUAGAGAAGUGCACCGUGAGGGGCAAGAACAGCGACGAGUGCUACAACUACAUCAAGGUGCUGGUGCCGCGUGACGACGAGACGCUGUUCGCCUGCGGAACGAACGCCUUCAACCCCACCUGCCGCAACUACAAGAUGUCCACUCUCGAGCAGGACGGGGAGGAAGUAGUGGGACAAGCCCGUUGUCCCUUUGAAUCCCGGCAGUCCAACGUAGGCCUCUUCGCAGGUGGCAGUUUCUACUCGGCCACGAUGACAGACUUCCUGGCGAGCGAUGCGGUGAUCUACCGCAGCCUCGGCGAUAGCGCACCAGUCCUCCGCACGUUCAAAUAUGACUCAAAGUGGCUUCGAGAACCUCAUUUCCUCCAUGCUAUUGAGUACGGGAACUAUGUUUACUUCUUCUUCAGUGAGAUUGCAGUGGAGUACACGACCCUAGGCAAAGUGGUGUUCUCCCGUGUGGCCCGGGUAUGUAAAAAUGACAACGGCGGUUCUCCACGGGUACUGGAGCGCUACUGGACCUCUUUCCUAAAGGCCCGGCUCAACUGUUCAGUGCCGGGAGACUCCUUCUUCUACUUCGACGUCCUGCAGUCCCUGACGAACGUGCUGCAGAUUAACCAGAGGCCUGCCGUGGUUGGAGUCUUCACCACGCAGGUCAACAGCAUCACCGGCUCAGCAGUGUGCACCUUCUACAUGGACGACAUCGAGAAAGCCUUCGGCGGGAAGUUCAAAGAGCAGAGGAGCAGCGAGUCGGCCUGGACGCCCGUCCCUGAGGAACAGGUUCCCAAACCCAGGCCAGGUUCUUGUGCCGGCGAUGGCCCCGCGGCUUCCUACAAGUCCUCCGUCUCCUUCCCAGACGACAUGCUCUCUUUCAUCAAGUCCUACCCGCUGAUGGAUGAGGCUGUUCCCUCAGUCAAUAACCGGCCCUACUUUACCCGUACCACCAGCAGGUUUAAGCUGACUCAAAUAGCUGUGGACACCUCUGCUGGACCGUACAAGAACCACACUGUUCUGUUCCUGGGCUCAGAGGACGGCAGGGUGCUGAAGAUCCUGGUUAGCUCCAAUCACAACACUUCCUUCAGCCCGCUGCUCCUGGAGGACAUCGAUGUUUACAAUCCUGCGAAGUGCAACGUGCGCGGUGAGGACCGGAAGGUUCUGGGCUUGGAGCUGGACAGGGAGCACCACGGCCUGUUCGUGGCCUUCUCCAGCUGCAUUAUCCGAGUGCCCCUCAGUCGCUGCGCGGAUCAUGGCACCUGCAAGAAGAGCUGCCUGGCUUCCCGCGACCCCUACUGCGUCUGGCUGAGGAAUGGAAGCUGUGCCACCGCGACUCAUGGCCUCAGGGCUGGGUUUGAGCAAGAUAUUGAAGGUCUGUUGAGGGAACACCAAGACUCCUGCCAUGAUGUCCAGGCCACCACGCGAAAGCAGAACACUGCCGCUGAUUCGGCUUAUGGGAAGACCACACCCACAAGUGCCAGCACUACCAAUCGUGGGGCGGCUUUUCCAAAGGUGACAGUUGACCCACAGAGGGGUACUGGUCCAGAUGACCGCCCUCCUGUGGGGGAGCAGGGGUCACCUGACUCGGAAGCAUUCAGUGUGGAGAAGAAGGCUGAAAUCUCUGGAACAGAUGCACAAUAUCUGUGCCUUCAAGCCACAAUGAAUCUUUCCCAAACUCUGACAUGCUGGGUUCGGCGGUCACCAGAACCAGAGAAGUCCAACCACAGUGUCCACUAUACCCUUCUAAUUGCAUGCGUAUUGGUGGCCUUCGUUCUGGGUGCGUUUCUGUCCGGCUUCCUGGUGUCCUGUUACUGCAACCACAACGUCCACAAGACCAAGCGGCUCGACAAGGACCCCGAGGCCCCCAUCCCUCAUGCCCUCUCCCUGCGGAGCCUGGCCCGGCUCAGCGGCCUACUGGACAACCCAAGCAAGGAAGAAAAGCUGGAGGUGUCCUCGCCCAAGCUGUAUAAGUCUUUGAUUCCCAAUGGAAAGGAGCAUCCUCCUGGCAGGGCCGGACGCCACAUGGUGGCAGGGGAGCUGAGCCAUUCGCUUCACCACCACAGCUCGGAGCUCUCUGGCUUGCCAACCCCUGAUUCGACGCCCGAACUGCCCAUCAGGAGCAUGAAAGCUUUAAAGAAUCAGUGGGAGAAGAACCAGAACUGUAACAACGGCAAGGACGCCAAGCCGCACAACGUGAGCAGCUCCCGGCCAAACUCGGUGCUCCGUCCACAGGUUUUUCCUUUCUCACAUGGGCUGGCCAAUGGGCAGGGCCUGGGAUGCGCUCUUCACUUGGACGACCGCAAGAUCCCGAACGCCGAGCGGGUAAUGACCCAGCCGUACGCCAGCUUCACCCAGAAGGUGGUAGACGUCACAUCACUGGAUGAGCUCCUGAAGCACAUUCACGAAGUCGGAGGCAAGAACAUAACAGUUCUGACGACCUCCUUGCCACCCAAUGGGAACCAGAUGGCCUUCACUAACCGAGUACAGCCGCACGUCCCUGAGACAGAGUCCGCCCCAUACUACAGCUCGACGACGUUGCCCAGGGACAGUCUGACGCGUCGCAUGGACGUCCCCCCAGAUAUGCCACCACAUCAGUCUACCCUCGAGAGGGCGCCCCACCAUAUCAUCCAGAGGCAUUCCCUGAACUCGACCUCCAAGAUGUCGAACGGCGGAGUGGUCCCGCGCCAACACAGCUUCAAUCACCGUGGCAACCACCAGCCAACUCCGUUGCUGGCCCGGAUGCAUUCCGCCGGCAGCGCCUGUGAGGUGCACCAUCCCAUUAUCCCCAGCACCUACCUGACGCGCCAGCACAGCUACAGCGAGCACCCCGAGAUGCACCGGAGCGUGGUCGUCCGCCGAAGCUCCUCGCUCAAGCCAGACGUCCCCCCUAAACCCCUCUUCAUCCCAGCCACGUCCCCUGUCAAUCUGCAGGGCAAAUUCAACUACUGAAGGGGGAGACGCAAUCAGGAAGAGGACGUUCCUUCCCUAAAAGCCUCCCAAAAACUGAAGAUGAGGUGAAAAGGGGGAAAAUGGGCUUUUUAUCUUGUCAAAUCUGCAUCAAACUCGUUUUGCUACACAUCCAAUGAAUGUCUUUGUACCAUAUUGGUAUUACCUUAUAAAACGCAACUUGCUUAUAGAAAUGUGAUGGACUAGGAGAAUGUUUACCAGAGGCUGCCAUGAUUAGAGUAGAUCUGUCUCCCGUUGAUGUUCGACAGUGCAUCCGAUACUGAUGAAAACGUGAGCGUCAAAAACAAUACGACUCAGAGCCUAUGGUCACAUAAACACAGUGUGAAACUGACGGACAAAUACUCCAGUGUUCCUCUGAUGUGAGUUUCUACACCUGAUUGAUUCUCUUUAUAUCAUGUACAUAUAUGCAUGUGUGUGUAUGUGUGUGUGUUCAUCUACACAGUACAUGUAUACGUAUGCAUAUAUAAUGUUUCUCCCUGGAACAUCUGGAUGAACUUCAAGGCAGCUGCUCUGUUGCCUUAUUAUGUCAGCAAAAGCAUAUCAUGGAAAUAGCUUCACCACUGGCUUUCAGUACCUCCAGAUAGGACUUUCCUAAAUGAGCCUGAAUUAUAACCUGUAAUCUAUGCUGUGGUACCAGGCCAAAUGCAUUGGAGAGUAAUAUCGGGUGCUUUCAUUCUCCUGCCACAUGUUAACCCUCGAAUGUGAGACUGUCUGAAGUAUCACUGCGAGGGGGAGUUCAGGUUGCUAUGCUACGUUAGCACCAACCACACGGAAGCCGCGACCUGCUCUCCAGGUCCACAGCGAAGGGAGAAGGUUUUUCCAAAGCUGCUUCUACUACAUUGUGAAUAUUGCUAAAAGCUGCCCUCCCCCUUGUGAUGGAAACACAAAUAUUACCCAAUGAACACUCAACUGAAAAAUAUUAUCACAUGGAAUUUAAAGCAACGGUAUAUAUAUAUAUUUUUUUUUUCUUUUCCUGAAAGAGGACCCUAGAUACUGGACUCAAAUGCAGAACCUGUCUGGGGAAGGACUAGUCAUUCAUUUUAAUGUAGUAAUGACCAAUGUUAAAAUUAACUUUGUGGUUGUUGUUGUAAAUAAAUGCAUAACGACUAGCCAAUUUUUUAUUUUAUGUGUAAAUGUGUGCCUUAUUUAAUAUUUUGUGUGCUUGGGGUUUUAAUAGGAGAAGAGGAGACUGUAUUAAAGGUUUUCUUUGUUAUUAAAAUGUGUCAUGGUCAUUGUAAAUUUGUGCCUGUAACACCUACUGAAAGGACCGGGUGGCACUGAAUCUGUUACUCAUGAUAAAGUCAUUUUCAUCGUGAGGCUUCAAGUUUUGUUUUGCCAUUGUACAUUCAUGUUGUGUGUAAUGCUUCUGGAUCUUCUACUGUCUAAAUAUCUUUGGAAGAUCCAAAGACACAGAGCAAAACAUGAACAGCUACUUCAGCUGCUUCAUGUUGAUCUCUACACUUGUGUCGGCAUUUCUUGCUCAUACAUAUAGGCAUAAAGACAUCUUUAAAUGUCCGGUUUCACAUCAGUUGCAACGAUAAUGCGCAUAGCUCAAAAUGCAUUUUCCUACAGUAAGUGUGCAAUGAGCACGAUAGGUGUGACGUGUGCUCACUUCAGCAUUACUACUGACUGGGAUGAGUGUCGAUUCUGUCCAUCACAGAGGGCUAUUUACUCACCAGGUUCGUGGUGGUGAUCGUGCUCACUAUUCUGAUGCCACGUCCUGGUUAAAAAAAUUAAUUUAAAAAAAUCUGGGUAAUCUUGUCCCUGCAUUCGCUGGUAACAGCCAAGCAAAUGUGUCAUAAAUACUUUUCAUCAGCUGCUCACGUCAAGGUUUCCUGUCUGCGCCUGAAUCAGUCUCCGAUUUGCAGCUAUAUAGUUGGAUUCUGAGCCUUUUUCUUCUUCCUCUUCAUUGACCCGUAAACCCAGAAUGCAAAUGAUGGGACUUGCAGUACUAAUGCAGCGCUUUCUUUACAUAAACCUGCGUUUCAAGAUGAUAAACUCCUAUUUAUGCUAAAGAUGAAUAACAUGAGUGCACAAUGGAACCAGUCUGGGCAGAAAAAUGUAUGGUGUCAUCAAGUUCAGUGUAAUUAUCCACGGAGAUUAUAUGUGAAAGGGAACGGUCUGUCUGCUGUAAGUAAUUUUGCUUUGGAAAUUCUUAUAAUUGCACAGUGUAAAUAAAGCCCCAAGUUUGUUUUUCA
Messenger RNA from Paramormyrops kingsleyae, 6008 nucleotides. RefSeq names its product semaphorin 6Cb (gene sema6cb). Gene Ontology annotation, cellular component: plasma membrane. Gene Ontology annotation, biological process: positive regulation of cell migration; axon guidance; semaphorin-plexin signaling pathway. The record is from RefSeq and is a predicted model, not a curated record. Gene Ontology annotation, molecular function: semaphorin receptor binding; chemorepellent activity. Lineage: Eukaryota; Metazoa; Chordata; Actinopteri; Osteoglossiformes; Mormyridae.